CUGGAUGGGCAAGCUGGAAGAAGCGCAGGCGCUCAAGUCGACUGAUGCCGGCCAGAAGCAACAGCAGCAACAGCAACAGCAGCUGCGGUUUGACAGCAAAGUUGCCCUGGUCACUGGCGCGGGAAACGGGCUGGGCCGCGCCUACGCGCUGAUGUUUGCGCGGUUUGGCGCUCGGGUCGUUGUCAAUGACCUGGGAAGCGUCGAGCACAAUGGCAAAAAGGUGCGUGCGGCCGACCUGGUUGUCGAAGAAAUCAAGCGGGCCGGCGGACAGGCUGUGGCCAACUACAGCUCGGUCGAGGACGGCGAGCUGCUAGUGAAGACUGCCAUUGACGCUUUUGGCCGUGUGGACAUUGUCGUCAACAACGCGGGCAUUCUGCGCGACAAGGCCUUUGCUAACGCCUCGCCCGAAGACUGGGACCUUGUGUACCGCGUGCACCUGCGUGGCACGUACAAGGUGAGCAAGGCCGCAUGGCCCCACUUUUUGAAGCAAAAAGGCGGCUCCAUUAUCAAUACCAACUCGGCCGUUGGCAUCUUUGGCAACUUUGGGCAGACCAACUACGCGGCCGCCAAGGCCGGAAUCCAAGGUCUGACCAACACGCUGGCCCUGGAGGGCGCCAAGUACGGCAUCCGCGUCAACGCCAUUGCGCCUAACGCCGGCACGGCGAUGACCGCCACGGUGAUGCCGCAAGAGAUUGUCGAGAUGCUCAAACCUGAGUACGUUGCGCCGCUUAUUGGCUACCUCGCGCACGAGUCUUGCCCGCACACGGGCAAGCUGUUCCAGGUUGGCUCGUGCUGGAUUUCGGAGAUCCGUCGCCAACGCUCCGGCGGCGUCGGCUUCCCGCUCUCCGCACCACUGACGCCCGAGGCCAUCUCGGCGCGCUGGCAUGAGAUCAACAACUUUGACGAUGGCCGCGCGCACUUUGUCGCCGACACGCGUCAGAGCUCGGCUGAGCUGCUCGACAACGCUAACAACACGGGCGAAGAGCAGAAUAACGAAGAUGACGACGAGGGCAAGAUCGAUCUGGCGCGUGCUUAUGGCGCCAAGAGCGAAGCACAGCCGUUCGACUACACCAAGCGCGACGUGGUCGUGUAUGCACUAGGAAUUGGAGCAUCGCGCAAUGAUCUGCCGCUGGUCUACCAGUCCGACGACCAGUUCCAGACGUUCCCCACGUUUGCCGUUAUCCCGUCCUUCCACGUCCGGGUCGACUUGACCGACUAUCUGCCGGCAUUCAACCCGAUGAUGCUGCUGCACGGCGAGCAGUUCGUUGAGAUCCACCGGCCCAUCCCCACGGAGGGCCGGCUCCUGUGUAUGUCGCAGAUAGUUGACAUCCAGGACAAGGGCAAAGGCUUGACAAUUACCAGCCGCCUCACGAUGACCGACACGCAGGGCGGCCUCAUCGCGGUCAGCGAGUCUACAUCGUUCAUCCGCGGUGUGGGCGGGUUCAGCCGCAAGCCUGGGUUUAAGCACGUAGAGGCACCCGCAAGAUCCAAGGCCGCAACGUCCACCAACGCUGUCCCGAAGCAGCGGGCGCCCGAUGCAGUCUACUCACAGAAAACGUCUGAGGACCAGGCCGCCCUGUACAGGCUUUCGGGCGACUACAAUCCGCUGCACAUUGACCCCGAGAUGAGCAAAUUGGGUGGAUUCAAGACCCCCAUCUUGCACGGUCUCUGCACACUUGGCUUUGCCACCCGCCAUGUUGUCAAGCUGGCUGCGGAUGACAACGCCGCCAGGCUGAAGAACGUGAAGGCAAGGUUUUCGUCUCCGGUCAUUCCUGGGGAGACCCUAGAGACCAGCGUGUGGGUGGACAGGGAUGAUCCCAAGAGGGUUAUUUUCCAAGUUCGCAUUGUUGAGCGUGAUAUAAUUGCCAUUUCAAACGCUGCAGCUGAGUUUAGUGCGCCAGUGACGAUUGCUGCUCCGGCCAAGCUUUAAAUGAUUUUAUUCAUUUUAAUAAACGGUCCUUUUAUAUUAUGUUGAUAUGUCGCUUUGAACUAUAAAUAAAAAGUGUACCUGCAAAGCACACUAAAUAUGUUAAAA
Molecule: messenger RNA, 2035 nt
Organism: Kickxella alabastrina
Lineage: Eukaryota; Fungi; Kickxellomycota; Kickxellomycetes; Kickxellales; Kickxellaceae
Exons: 1
Coding region: 5-1930 (641 amino acids)
Molecular function (GO): oxidoreductase activity
Source: RefSeq, a predicted model, not a curated record